This is a messenger RNA of Cylicocyclus nassatus, 359 nucleotides long. NCBI's taxonomy places the organism in Eukaryota, Metazoa, Nematoda, Chromadorea, Rhabditida, Strongylidae. The record is from the annotation of a GenBank genome assembly.
AUGCUGAAGUCGAAUACAAGGCUGACAGCAAAUGAAGUUGUUAUCAAUGGUGGGCCUACUCCUGAUAGUGGAAAAUACGAAACUGAAGCCUGGAUUGAACGUAUUGUUGUACAAGACUUAGAGCGUACUCCUUCUAGCGUUUCUAUAAUACGAAGUUCUGACCCAACUGCCAAAUUAGAGUUCUUAUACGAGCGUGAUUGACGAGCAAUCGUGAUAAGGAAGCCCAUUGUCAGCGUUACACAAUCGUACAAAAUCAACCUGAAAUUCUGAAGUUUCAAGAAGAUACAGGGCUGUUUUUAGCUCGGCUUAAUUCCUUCUGUGUCGUAUUUGUUGCCACCGACACGUUGUUGUUUGUUGAU